Molecule: messenger RNA, 2362 nt
Organism: Vigna angularis (adzuki bean)
Lineage: Eukaryota; Viridiplantae; Streptophyta; Magnoliopsida; Fabales; Fabaceae
Product: beta-amyrin synthase
Exons: 16
Coding region: 67-2355 (762 amino acids)
Biological process (GO): triterpenoid biosynthetic process
Cellular component (GO): lipid droplet
Molecular function (GO): beta-amyrin synthase activity
Source: RefSeq, a predicted model, not a curated record
GGAAACCUAAGAAGAGGGUGUGCACAGAAAAAAAGAAAAAAAGAAAAAAAGAAAGAAGAAAGGAAAAUGUGGAGGUUGAAGAUAGGAGAUGGAGGAAAUGAUCCAUAUCUGUUUAGUACAAAUAAUUUUGUGGGGAGACAAACAUGGGAGUUUGAUUCUGAAGCAGGCAAUGCUCAUGAGAGAGACCAAGUUCAGCUUGCUCGUCAAAACUUCUAUCAAAAUCGUUUCCAGACCAAGGCUUGUGCUGAUCGACUUUGGCGUUUUCAGAUUUUGAGAGAGAAUACGUUCAAAGAAAGAAUAGCGAAAGUGAAGAUUGAAGAUGGUGAAAAAGUAAGUUUGGAGAAAACUACAAGCACAGUGAAUAGGGCUGCUUCUUACCUUUCCGCACUACAAACCAGUGAUGGCCAUUGGCCUGCUCACCUUGCAGGUUCCCUCUUCUUUACUCCAGCAUUGGUCAUUUGUUUAUACAUUACAGGACAUCUUGAUUCAGUAUUCUCAGAAGAAUAUCGUAAAGAAAUUCUUCGUUACACAUAUUGUCACCAGAACGAAGAUGGAGGUUGGGGACUGCACAUAGAAAGUCACAGCACCAUGUUUUGCACUGCACUUAAUUAUAUAUGUCUGCGAAUUCUCGGAGAAGAACCCAAUGCUUGUGCUAACGCAAGAAAGUGGAUUCGCGAUCAUGGUGGUGUAACGCAUAUACCUUCGUGGGGGAAAUUCUGGCUUUCAGUUCUUGGUGUAGUUGACUGGUGUGGAAGCAACCCAAUGCCUCCAGAAUUUUGGAUCCUUCCUUCUUUUCUUCCUAUGCAUCCGGGUAAAAUGUGGUGUUAUUGUCGAUUGGUAUACAUGCCCAUGUCUUAUUUAUAUGGAAAGAGAUUCAUGGCUCCAAUCACACCAUUGGUAGCAAAUUUGAGAGAAGAGCUUUUUGUUGAACCUUACGAUAAAAAUACUUGGAGGAAAGCACGUCAUACAUGUGCAAAAGAAGAUCUUUACUAUCCUCAUCAUUGGAUACAAGAUCUAAUAUGGGAUAGUUUAUAUGUAUUCACCGAACCACUUCUAAAUCGAUGGCCUUUGAACAAGUUAGUGAGAGAAAAAGCACUUGAAGUAACAAUGAAACAUAUCCACUAUGAAGAUGAAAACAGUCGAUAUAUUGCUAUUGGAUGUGUGGAAAAGGUUUUAUGCAUGCUUGCUUGCUGGGUAGAAGAUCCAAAUGGAGAUGCUUUCAAAAAGCAUCUUGCAAGGAUCCCAGAUUGUUUGUGGAUUUCAGAAGAUGGAAUGACCAUGCAGGGAAUUGGAACCCAGUCAUGGGAUGCUGGUUUCAUUGUUCAAGCUCUACUAGCCACUAACCUAGUAGAUGAUUUAGGUCCCACACUUGCAAAAGCACACGAUUUCAUCAAGAAAUCUCAGGUAACGGAAAAUCCAUCAGGAGAUUUUAAGAGUAUGUAUCGUUAUAUUUGUAAAGGGUCAUGGGCACUGGCAGAUAGAGACCAAGCAUGGCAAGUUUCUGACACCACUGCAGAAUGUUUAAAGUGUUGUUUACUUUUAUCACUGUUGCCACAAGAGAUUGUGGGAGAAAAAAUGGAACUUCAAAAGAUACAUGAUUCAGUCACUCUGAUACUGUCAAUGCAGAGUGCAAACGGAGGUAUACCUGCAUGGGAGCCAGCAAGAGCUCAGGAAUGGUUAGAACUACUGAAUCCUACGGAAUUCUUUGCUGACAUAGUAGUUGAGCAUGAGUACGUUGAAUGCACUGCAUCAUCGAUUGAAGUUUUAGUGUUGUUCAAAAAGCUCUAUCCAGAGCAUAGGAAGGAAGAGAUUGAGAAUUUCAUUGGUAAAGCUGUAACAUUCAUUGAAGAUUCACAAUUAGAAGAUGGUUCUUGGUAUGGGAAUUGGGCAGUUUGCUUCACUUACUGCUCUUGGUUUGCAAUUGGAGGUUUAGUUGCUGCCGGAAAAAGUUACAAAAACUGUGCUGCUAUUCGUAAAGGUGUGGAAUUUCUACUUAAAAUACAAAAUGAGGAUGGUGGAUGGGGAGAGAGUUACCUUUCUUGCCCAAGGAAGGAGUAUGUACCUCUUGAAGGCGGUCGAUCAAAUCUUGUGCAGACAUCUUGGGCUCUCAUGGCUCUAAUUCUUUCUCAGCAGGCUGAAAGAGACCCAAAUCCCCUUCAUCGUGCAGCAAAAUUACUAAUCAAUUCUCAGUUAGAAGAUGGUGAUUGGCCCCAACAAGAAACUCUUGGAGUGUACUUGAGGAAUUGCUUGGUCCAUUACCCUUUUUAUAGAAAUGUUUUUCCAAUGUGGGCUUUGGCUGAAUAUCGUACACAUGUUCUAUUGCCUUCCGGGCAGCUUCUUCCUGCAUCAUCAUAAUUUCAUU